AUGGCAGCUGCGGCCGCCUCGCUGCUACUACUGCAGUGCGUGGUCACCAUGCUCGCCGGUGCCGCCACGGCCGACGCCCAAUAUUCCGCCCAGACCUUCGCCGACCUCCAGAACGCGGCCCGCGCCGACGUGGGAGUCGCGCCGCUGGCGUGGGAUGACACCCUGGCAGGCUACGCCCAGAGAUACGCCGGCGAGAGGAAAGGCGACUGCAAGCUCGUGCACUCCGACGGGCCCUAUGGCGAGAGCAUAUUCUGGGGCAACAAGGGCGGUAACUGGACGGCCAGCGACGCGGUGGCCUUGUGGGUCCAGGAGAAGCAGUACUACAACUGCAGCGACGGCUCGUGUGCCGCGGGAAAAAUCUGCUCUCAUUACACGCAGAUCGUGUGGGCUAACACCACCCGGGUCGGGUGCGCCGCCGUGGCCUGCGACGGGAACCUUGGUACGUUCAUCCUUUGUGAGUACGACCCCCGAGGGAACGUGCCGGGUGUCUGGCCGUAUGCCGGCUGCGGCCAGUUCAACCGCUCAGCGCAGAGUUCACCUCAAGAUUUCCUCAACCUCCAGAACGCGGCCAGAGCCGGCGUUGGCGUGGGCAUGCUCUCGUGGGACAGCACGGUGGCGGCCUACGCCGAAGGCUACGCGGAGAAGAGGAAGGGCGAUUGCCGCAAAGUCUCCUCCGGCGGGCCGUAUGGCGAGAACAUCUUCCAAGGCGGCACAGGCAUCAGCUGGACCGUCUCGGACGCCUUGUUCUCCUGGCUCGGAGAGAAGCAGAAGUACGACUGCGCAAGCAACGCGUGCAAGGAGGGGCAGGCCUGCGGGGAGUACACCCAGCUUGUCUGGGCCAACUCAACCAGAGUUGGUUGCGCGAGCGUAACCUGCGAAGGCGGGGGCACGUUCAUCACCUGCAACUACGACCCGCCUGGCAAUAUCGCCGGCGAGCGUCCCUAUUUGGGCUGCGGAGGGCAAGCCGGCGGAACUCCGCCGCCAACUUCCGACAAAGUAAAUGGUACUGCGGCCAACGGAAAUGGCAAUGGCUCAAAUGCAAACAGCAGCAACCCAAGAAGAAAUGGCAGUAGCCCUGCAAUCCUGCCAAUCGUCCUUCCAGUGGUAACAAUUCUUGGUUUAAUCUCAGCUAUAUCAAUUUACAUAUGGAUAAAGAGACCGAGUCCGAAGAAGACACUAUCAUAUACAGCUUGUUCAGAAGAUAUUGAAGAUAUUAAAUCGGUGCUACUGGACCCAUCAGUAAUAAGAACAGCAACGAGUAAUUUUUCUGAAGAAAAUAAACUGGGGGAAGGAGGAUUUGGUCAAGUUUAUAAGGGUAUGAUGCCAGAUGGACAAGAAAUAGCAGUAAAAAGAUUAUCGGAAGGAUCAAAACAAGGCCUUCCUGAGCUAAAAAAUGAGCUGCUAUUAGUUGCCAAGCUUCAGCACCGUAAUCUGGUGAAGUUAAUAGGCGCUUGCCUCGAUGGAGAGGACAAGUUACUUGUGUAUGAAUAUAUCCCAAAGAAAAGUCUUGAUGCCUUUAUUUUCGAUGACGAAAAGCGUGGAAAAUUAGCUUGGGAUACACGAUACAAGAUCAUUUGUGGUAUUGCUCGAGGCUUGGCAUAUCUACAUGACGAGUCCCGUAUAAAAGUUAUACAUAGAGACCUGAAGCCAAGCAAUAUAUUACUAGAAAUGGAUAUGAAUCCAAAGAUCUCUGACUUUGGUUUGGCAAGUGUUUUUGAGGGUGAUCAUACAAAGCAUAUUACAAGAAGAGUAGCUGGAACCUAUGGAUAUAUGGCACCAGAAUAUGCGGUUCUUGGACAUAUUUCAACCAAAUCAGAUGUGUUCAGCUUUGGAAUGAUUAUUCUAGAAAUCGUGACGGGGAGGAGAAACAGUGUAUCGUCUGAGACAAUGAUGGCUGAGCAUCUUUUAACCUAUGUAUGGGAGAACUGGAACAGGGGGACAAAAGCUGAGAUAGUUGAUCCAUCAUUGCACUACAACUAUUCUGAAAGUGAGGUUCUCAAGUGUGUACACAUUGGACUAUUAUGUGUUCAAGAGAGUCCAAGUGAUAGACCCGGCAUCUCCAAUGUGAUCCUCAUGCUUGUUGGAAGGUCUACUACCUUGCCUGCUCCUUCCAGGCCUGCUUUUCUAUUUAGGUUGAAUAAUGAGAACCAUGUCCAUGGUGAUCUCAAUGACCUAGUAGAUGACUCGAACAAAUCAAAUCCAUCAUUCAAUAAGUUGACAAUCACAGAAUUCGAACCAAGAUAGCCCUGACCCUCAAGUAUGUAGUUAGAGAAGGGAAACAAGGAACACCAUUCUUUAUGUCAAUUCAUCAGGAUUGUGUUGAAAAAACAUUUGCAUAAAUUGUAUGACUCGCAAGAUAACUUUGA
Triticum dicoccoides is the source of this 2366-nucleotide messenger RNA. RefSeq names its product cysteine-rich receptor-like protein kinase 10. Gene Ontology annotation, molecular function: protein serine/threonine kinase activity; ATP binding. Bases 1 to 2244 code for a protein of 747 amino acids. Gene Ontology annotation, cellular component: extracellular region; plasma membrane. NCBI's taxonomy places the organism in Eukaryota, Viridiplantae, Streptophyta, Magnoliopsida, Poales, Poaceae. The record is from RefSeq and is a predicted model, not a curated record. Gene Ontology annotation, biological process: protein phosphorylation. The transcript is spliced from 8 exons.